AUGGCUCAAGAAAAGGAUAUGUGGUCUUCCAAGGCCUACCAGAACUCCGCAUCUUUUGUGCCCAAGCUUGCGACAAAAGUGAUUGGAUGGCUGGAUCUUCAAAAAGACGAUGUGCUUCUCGACAUUGGAUGUGGCGAUGGCAUAUUGAAUGUCGAAUUCGCCAAGAUCCUGGCUCAAGGUAGUGGUUCGAUGCACGGCGUUGAUAGCUCGCCUAGCAUGAUCGAGGCUGCUCGAGAGCUCUGCAAGGAUGCCAAGAAUUCUACCUUUGAGACUAUCGAUGCCACCCAGCUCGUCUCUAAACCAGAGCUUCAACAAGGGACCUUCACCAAAGCCUUCUCCAACGCAGCCAUGCACUGGAUCCUGCGGCCAGAGGACACCAGAGCUCAGUUCUUCAAGGGCGUGUAUGCCGCUCUCGCACCAGGUGGCACCUUUGUAUUCGAGAUGGGCGGUCUUGGAAACGUCUCUGAGAUGCGGACAGCGGCCCUUGGCGCCGUGGCUCGCCGCGUCGGAAUGAAAGCUGCGCUGGCCGCCGACCCUUGGUUCUUCCCAGACGAAGCCUGGGCGACAAAGUUCUUGGAGGAGGCAGGCUUUGUGGUUGAGCGGGCCGAGCGUGAGUGGCGGCCUACACCCGCUGAUAAGGGUGGUGUAGAGGGUUGGAUACGUCUGAUGGCAAGCAAACUGCUAGAUGCUGUUCCAGGGGAAGUGGAGAGAGAAGCAGCGAUACAGGAGUGCAUAGAGGUACUGCGGGAAGUUUGCCGGAACCCCGGAGGAGGAGAGAUGAUUUCCUAUGUUAGACUGAGGGCUAUGGCUAGGAAGCCAGAAUGA
This is a messenger RNA of Fusarium keratoplasticum, 825 nucleotides long. Its product is annotated as Methyltransf-25 domain-containing protein. NCBI's taxonomy places the organism in Eukaryota, Fungi, Ascomycota, Sordariomycetes, Hypocreales, Nectriaceae. Bases 1 to 825 code for a protein of 274 amino acids. The transcript is spliced from 4 exons. The record is from RefSeq and is a predicted model, not a curated record.